GUGCAAACAUGUUCCACAGUAUCGUGGCUGCUGAGAAAGCAGCCAUCGCAGGCGAGGGACACGAAGAGUUCGAUACACAGCAGUGCCGCGACCUCCAGGCUGCGUUCCUUUCUUCAAGCCCGACCGACGCGCCUGAUCGCGUCUUUCCAUUCAGCAACAAGGUCAAUUCAAGUCCUCCUCCACCAAGGGCGAACGACAAGGACGAGGUUGAAGUCGACCGCGCAGUCGAGAAGCCUCAGCAGGAUAAUGGUGGCAUCUCGAAGCCCGCUGAGCCUUCCGCCGUAUCAAUUGAGCCCACGGUGCCCACCUCAUUGCUGGCACCUCCGGGAGAUGAUGCAGCUUCCGACACACAAAGCAUUGUCAAGAAGAUAAUAAUUAAACGGAACAGCGACGGAUUCUUACGAGCUUUCGACGGAGAGGGGAAUGAGGUCCCAGGCUCCAAAUUUUCGGAACAAUUAGAGCGUCAAAAGCAGGCAACCACCCAAGCCAUGGAGCUGGACGACCUCACGCAGAGGAGUGCUAUGUCGUUGACGCAGGAGAACCCACCUUCAGCGUAUGAUCAAUUCGAUAUCCAAAACAAUAUUCGCGACGAAUACCCCUCUACUGCGACUCCCGACGACGGAGAUGCUCGCGAACCACCACGAACCCAGACGGCGGGAUCACUGCACUCCAGACAACAUGCAUCGACUAGAACGGAGUCCACUGCACACACUUACCAAGAAAACGACUCCAGAUAUAUCCAUCUUGAUUUUGAACCCUCCUCGAUCGUCGACGCAGACGCUGAGGAUGAAGAUGGAGUAUCGCAACACCCCUCGUUUGCCGCUCCUCGGGUUGGGCAGCCACAAUCCUACGAACCGCAGACGCCAGCACCUCCCAUGAACCCAUUCAACCGAAAAGGAAGUGUCCUGAAACCGUCGCAGAUGUUUGGUGCUACACAACCAUCAUCUGUCGGACGACGUGUGAGCCCAACCUCGUCUCGUCCUUCACCAGAUGUCUACAAUGACUUCAGUUCACCUCCCAAGCGAGCGCGGUUGCAAUCCUCGCCAUCGGCAACACGAAACGGAGCUGGCGAUGAUACCUCACCGUUACAGUCGUCAGUGCGGAACAUACUAGCGAGAUGCAACUCAGUGUUGACGGAGGCGCCUUCGGCGACAAAACCACGAACAUCUGGCGUGCAGUCUUUCGAUGCAGGGCCGUGGAUCCAGCGAUCUGGAACAAUCAACGAGCCUCGUCCUUAUCUGUCGAUGCAAGAGAGUCAGGAGAUGCGGAACGGCCUUUCAGCAUCGGAUACAGAUUCAGACUCUGAUUCUAGUAUUGACGCGAGACCGCGGAAGCGUUUAGAGCGGGAAAGGCGAAUUCGACAAGAAUUGUCAACCAUCGGGCGAAUGCCCACAUCCAGCCGUCCAAGCUCUGCUUCGGCCGUUGAAGUGCCAUCUACUGGUCAACGACAAAGUUGGAUAGAUCAAUUUGAAGGCACAGCGAAAGCUAGGAGGAAUACACAAGAUGGGGCCCACUCCAGCCUCACAGGCUCAGCUGCUAUUGAAGUUCCCUCGACAGGCCGACGAAGAAGCGUCCAAGAAGAAUAUAUCGCUCAAUGCGAGGGCAUAGAUGCGAGGGAUACACAACAAGCUACCCAGGAUACCCAAGAAGAAGGCGUCAAGGAUACCCCGCCAGAUGAUGUGGUUGCCGACUCUCAAGCUGUUCCUGGUCAAGAGGAGGAUCCUGUAGAAGAACAGCCAUCCUCGAAGAAUGCCCGGGGUGCUCCUGAGGAUGACCAAUCUAGCCGGUCGGCAAUUGGCUCACAAGAACAGCCUACCCACCAGGAUCCGACCGUGGCCAAUCUUCCGCCGCCCAACAGAUCGCCAAUUGACCAGCAGGUUGAAGGCCAUACCGAGCAAGAAGCCCCAACUGCCUCAAUUACUGCUGCCAGCGCACCUGAACCAAGUCUGCCCUUACAGGAGAUGUCGAGGAAUCAGAACAAUUUGCGAACCCCCAUGGCUAUCAAGAACCAACCUUUCUCUGAUGGUCUUGAUACAGUCCCGGAGACUAGCCCGCCGGAACGCACUCUUUUAGAGCAACGCAGUCCACCGGAGGCGCGCCUUCGCCCAAUGGGGGAAAUUGCGAGUAUCUCUUUUGGGGGCGAUGGGGUCGAUGAUUUGGGAAACAUCCCUGGCUUCACUCAAGAUGCUGACUUUGAGAAUGCUAUGCGAAUUCGGUCAUCACCUCAACCUCCGCCACGGGUGCCGCCUCGAAACGCCCCGUCAGCGCAGGUCUCCGAGGCUAUUGUUAUCUUGAAAGACGUUGCGGCUAUCGGAAUUGCAAAUGCUUCCUUGGAUCCUUCACCUGCGAAGCAUCAUCUGCAGGCGCCCCCACUAGAUGAGGUGACAGGCAGUGCUGCCCUAUCCGAACAACCCGAAGAAGUCGUGGCCACCGAGCAGCAAAUACGACAUAAUAACAAUCAUCAACCCGAUCAUGAUGGAGAGAAAGGUGAGGUCACACAGGAUUUACACGAUGCAACGGGAGAUGAUCUUCCUGCACCAUCGGCUAAAAGAACGGGAUUGAGAACCAAAGGUGAGCUCAAGGGUCCCUCGCGUGCAUUACGACGAUCGGGUUCCACCUCUCGAAGCACCACUCCGUCUUCGAAACAAUUGAAAAAAGCAAAAGCCAUUGGCUCACGUUCAACCAAGACGGCACCAGUCUCGACGCCGGUUGCUGAAGCUUCUGCCCCGCUUCCUGCGGAGAAAAAUGUGAAUCCAGAAUUUACAAAUCCACCAUCUGCACCCUCCGCACCCUCCGCACCCGCUCCAUCAUCUACAAGAGCCUCAAAACGGAAGUCCGCGGUUGCAGAUAAAGAGGGUACGCCAGCUUCUUUACCGAAGCGAACAUCGAAACGCAAGUCAGGCCCUACCAUUUUGGAUGAUUCCGUUGCCCCAACUCGGUCGUCUAAACGUCAAUCAAUCGCACGCGAUGCAAAAGAAGAUAGCGAAGACCCGUUGGUUUUGCCUAUCCCUGCCGCUACUGUCGCCAGAAUGAGCCCUUCCGGGUCUUUGUUUGCAAACAUGGCAUUUGCGGUCUCUUACCAGAAGCGUGACCAGGAGAAAGAUGAGGUGACGAAAGCGAUUCGUGACAAUGGUGGAAGAAUUCUCGAAGAGGGUUUUGAUGCUUUGUUCGAGACAUCGAAGCUGAAGGGACCAGAUGCUGGAUUGAUGCUCUCGGCGGUGAACAAACCACUCGGCUUUUCUGCUCUCAUCGCAGACGAGCAUUCAAGAAAAACCAAAUACAUGCAAGCGCUAGCUCUAGGGCUACCUUGCAUAUCUGGACAGUGGGUCUUAGCUUGCGUGAGUAAAGGUGCCAUCCUGGACUGGUCACCGUACCUCCUUUGCGCUGGUCAGUCCUCAUUUCUCGGCAAUGUGAUGAAGUCCCGAGUAUUACCACGAUAUCCUGCCGCAGAAGCGAACCUUGAAUUGACCUUGGACGCUCGAGACAAACUUCUUGAGGGAAAGUCGGUGUUGAUGGUCACGAGCCGGGGCAAAGCCGACAAACGCAAGCCAUACAUCUUUUUGACUCGUGCAUUAGGCCCAUCUCGAGUUGAACAAGUUGGCGACCUAUCAGAGGCACGCACGAAGUUGGGAUCCGAAACUUGGGACUUGCUCUACACAGAUAGUCCAAAAGAGACUGCUGCAGCCACUGUCUUUGGCUCUGCAAAUUCGAGCGGUGGUUCGAAGAAAAGGAAGAGAGGUCCUACAGCCACGAAAGAUUCAACGCCUUCGCCGAAGAGAAUUCGCGUUAUUGACGACGAGACCAUGAUCCAGAGUCUCAUCUUGGGACAAAUCAUGGAGGCCCAAAACUGACGACUCGUAUGUUCGAGCCUUGAGCUCCACAUUUGGCACCCUUUGCUGACAUUGUCGGCAUGGCUUUUGAUUUAUCAUAGCACAGCAUACUUCAGAACAUUGGGACUGGGGCGAAGCUGCAUAUCUAGGAGUAUUUGCUAAUGGCUUAUGGGGGCAUCAUUUCUGUCUGGUAUGGCAGAUUGCAUUGGCGUUUUUGCUCUGUGAUACCAUUAUGGAUGAGCAGGUUUACGGUGCUUUGGUUGGUGGUAUGUACAUAGGGGAGGUAGAUUGAGAAAUGAUAAUAGCUUGUGGCCCGAGCCUUGAAGCCUUGGCGAGUCUUUGGUGCUUACCGCAUGUCCGAAUUGGUUUUGCAAUGUAGUUCUGAUUUCGGCUUUGCUUCUUCGCGGAUUCAUGACCUCUGUUCCGAGCAAGUCUACAAGGCUAAAUCUAUUGUGAUUCAUGCU
Messenger RNA from Hyaloscypha bicolor E, 4294 nucleotides. RefSeq lists its product as uncharacterized. The record is from RefSeq and is a predicted model, not a curated record. Gene Ontology annotation, molecular function: histone binding. Gene Ontology annotation, cellular component: nucleus. The transcript has 2 exons. NCBI's taxonomy places the organism in Eukaryota, Fungi, Ascomycota, Leotiomycetes, Helotiales, Hyaloscyphaceae. Bases 9 to 3851 code for a protein of 1280 amino acids. Gene Ontology annotation, biological process: positive regulation of transcription by RNA polymerase II; DNA damage checkpoint signaling.